AUGGAAUCAUACUUCCAAUACAAGCGAAUUCAGCGCGCGGUCAAAGAGCAGCUAGUCAACGAGAAACACAGCGUUGGCAGCGCGGGAGCUGGGGAUCAGGGUGAUGACAGUGGCAAUCAUCUUUCAUCGCUAGAGAAGGAAUCUUCAGUGGCCCAAUCAAAAGAAGUGCAGAAUGAUGAUACUAUCCUUGUGGAUUGGGAUGGCAAAGAUGACCCUCUAAACCCAGCAAACUGCAGCGUCCCCCGAAAGCUGUUCAUGACCCUUCUGGUGUCCCUAAUUGCAUUUGCUGUCACAGCAGCUUCGGCCAUCGACGCCUGUGGUGUCAAACAGUAUAGUGACUAUUUCAAUGUAUCUGAAGUGGUCGGCUCUCUUGCAACAGGUCCGUCAGUGAAACCUAACAUGAGAUGUUGCAUGCUAACGCAAGACCUAGGUCUUUUCCUUGUCGGGUUUGGAGUCGGCUCACUACUUUCUGGCCCCUUCUCCGAAACAUUCGGACGCAAUGCAGUCUACCUGAUCACCAUGUUGGUCUUCCUCAUCUUCGUCAUGGCAUCCGCUGUGGCCCCCAAUCUUCACAGCCAUCUGGUAUUCCGAUUCUUCGCUGGUUUCUUCGGCUCUACUCCUCUGAGCUGUGCUGGUGGCACUGUCGCCGACUUGUGGAAUCCUGUCCAAAAGGCAUACGCGUUCCCCGUAUACGCCAUCCCGGCCUUUAUCGGACCAAUGGGCGGACAGAUCAUUGGUAGUUAUGUGCCCAUGACAUUGGGGUGGCGUUGGCUCGAAUGGCUGAUGCUGAUUAUGGGAGGUGCCAUCCUGAUUUUGGUCGUGCUCAUGCAACCCGAGACGUAUGGAAACCUACUUCUACACUGGAAGGCUUCAAUCCUCCGGAAAGAGACUGGUGAUCAAAGAUACAGGGCUCCAAUGGAGCUGAGAAGUGAAAGCCUUGGAAAACGCCUCCUCACUGCUAUCUAUCGACCUUUCCUGUGGAGUUACACCGAGCUGAUCAUCAUUUUGAUGUCAGUGUAUCUUACUGUGGUGUAUAUUGUGCUGUUUACUUUCUUGGAGGGUUACACCUACGUCUUUGGCGAGCCAUAUGGUUUAUCGUUAGGAUUGACCAAUGUUUCCUGGGCAGGUAUGCUCGUCGGUAUUGUUUUGACCGGCUGCGUUGUCCCAUUGGUUUACUCAUGGACUGCGAAAGAGUACCAAAAGACUGGUCGGAUUCUUCCCGAGACGCGUCUCUGGUACGCAAUGCUUGGCGGUGCACCCGCUGUUCCUGUCAGUCUCUUCUGGAUGGGUUGGACCAACUAUCCUUCCAUCUCAAUUUGGUCCCCACUCAUUGCCUCUGUGUUGUUUGGUUACGGGAUUAUGUCAAUCUUCCUGGUUGCUUAUAUGUAUAUCAUCGAUGCAUACGGCGUCUAUUCUGCUUCCGCUCUGGGCUUCCUUGUGUUCACCAGAUAUGUUGUUGCUGGGGGUGUCACUGUUGCUGGAGGACCGAUUUACCAGGCUAUUGGUGCACACUACACGCUUACCAUCCUGGGAUCUAUCAGUGCGGUGAUGGCGGUUAUCCCUUACCUGCUUUAUAUCUAUGGUCCUCAAAUUCGGAAGCGCAGUAAACAUGCUGUCAAUUUGGAUUGA
Messenger RNA from Penicillium olsonii, 1629 nucleotides. NCBI's taxonomy places the organism in Eukaryota, Fungi, Ascomycota, Eurotiomycetes, Eurotiales, Aspergillaceae. The record is from the annotation of a GenBank genome assembly.